AUGUUACGAGGAAAAAUUUUACAUUUAAUGCACUGUUCCUUUUUUUUGUCGUUCAUAUUUGCCUUCCUGGUUUUUGCGGGUGCUAUUAAUUUAAAUGAAGAUGAAAAAGCAUAUAUUGAUCCCAUUCAAACCUACGGUUUUUUUGGAGCAGCAAUUUUAUAUAUUUUCAGACUCCUUACAUUGUUGACUAUACCUCAAGUAUUGUGUAAUUUUGCCGGACUGACAUUGUUUAAUGCAUUUCCUGGUAAAAUUAAAUUAAAGGGUUCUCCAUUGUUAGCACCAUUUAUCUGCAUAAGAGUUGUGACACGAGGGGACUAUCCUAAAUUAGUGUCCAACAAUGUUACAAGAAAUAUGAAUACUUGUUUGGAUGUGGGCUUGGAAAAUUUUAUCAUUGAAGUAGUAACUGAUAAAGCUAUAAAUCUGGCCAGUCAUAGAAGUGUCAGGGAAGUAGUUGUACCUGCAGAUUAUAAGACUAAAACUGGGGCCUUGUUUAAAUCAAGAGCAUUGCAGUACUGUUUGGAGGAUAAUGUGAAUAUAUUAGGUGAUUCUGAUUGGAUUGUUCAUUUGGAUGAAGAGACAUUGCUUACAGAGAAUUCAGUGCGAGGAAUUUUAAAUUUUGUCUUCGAUGGUCAAUAUCCUUUUGGUCAAGGACUUAUUACAUAUGCUAAUGAAGAAGUGGUAAACUGGCUCACAACAUUGGCUGACAGUUUUAGAGUGGCUGAUGAUAUGGGAAAGCUUAGAUUUCAAUUUUAUACAUUUCAUAAACCACUAUUCAGUUGGAAAGGAUCAUAUGUUGUUACUAAAGUAAGUGCAGAGAAGGCAGUUUCAUUUGACAAUGGGUUAGAUGGUUCUGUGGCCGAGGACUGUUUCUUUGCUAUCAAAGCUUAUAAAGAGGGUUAUUCAUUUAAUUUUGUUGAAGGCGAAAUGUGGGAGAAAUCUCCAUUUACUUUAUGGGACUUUAUGCAGCAGCGGAAAAGGUGGAUUCAAGGUAUACUUUUAGUAGUUCACUCUAAAGAAAUUCCCUUUUUUUAUAAAGUUUUCUUGGGUAUCUCGUGUUAUUCAUGGGUCACACUACCCUUUUCAACUAGUAAUAUGUUUUUAGCCGCUUUAUGUCCUAUACAAUGUCCCCAUAUUUUAGACUUAAUUAUUGGCUUUAUAGGUGCAGUCAAUAUUUAUAUGUACAUAUUUGGAGUCAUGAAAUCUUUUCCAAUGUAUAGAUUUGGUCCAUUGAAGUUUGUUAUGUGUAUUGCUGGGGCAUUGGCUACAAUUCCCUUUAAUAUUGUAAUAGAAAAUUUAGCUGUGAUUUGGGGUGUAUUGGGAAAGAAACAUAAGUUCUAUGUAGUAAAUAAGGAGGUAAAGACACCAGUAACAGUGUAA
Pieris macdunnoughi is the source of this 1377-nucleotide messenger RNA. Lineage: Eukaryota; Metazoa; Arthropoda; Insecta; Lepidoptera; Pieridae. The record is from the annotation of a GenBank genome assembly.